AUGAUAGCUAAAGUUCAGUCCCAUAUAUUACCACUGAAUAAACCAAACGAAUGUAGUCCGAUCGCUAAUAUCAAGCUAUACAUUUCAAAACGGCCUCCUAAUGCUGAUGAAGAAUUUUUUCUUCAUCCUCUUAUUAAUUAUUCAG
Molecule: messenger RNA, 145 nt
Organism: Scutellospora calospora
Lineage: Eukaryota; Fungi; Glomeromycota; Glomeromycetes; Diversisporales; Gigasporaceae
Source: the annotation of a GenBank genome assembly